Molecule: messenger RNA, 1788 nt
Organism: Prorocentrum cordatum
Lineage: Eukaryota; Dinophyceae; Prorocentrales; Prorocentraceae
Source: the annotation of a GenBank genome assembly
AUGCACGCAGUGGACAUGGCCAGGUUCGCGACAGCGGUGCCUGAUCGCCGGCUGCAGCACGGCGCGAGGGACGCGGAGGCUCUGACCGCACCGCUGUGGUCCGUAUUUGGUGGCGUUCAGGAGACGAUGUUAAGGUGCAGCGCGUGCCAGUCAGAGAGCAUGUCGGAUGGGGAGCUGUUCUCGUGUAUUUCACUGGCGCCCCCCACGGCGUCAACCACGCUGGAAGCCCUGGUGGCAGAGCUCGAGUCAGUAGAGAAGUUGACGAGUGCUGGGGACACGUGUUCGAGGUGCGGGGUGGGGGGCGGACUGCAAAAGCAGAUUCGCAUCGCGAAGUGGCCGCAGGUAGUCUGCUUCCAUAUCCGCGGACUUCCCCUGCAACGUACUUCGGGCGGAUGGCUGCGGGAGAAAGUCAAUGGGCGUGUGGCUUUCCCGCUAGUGUUCAAGGGGGUCUCUGGGGAUUGGUCAGGUGAGUUGGCCGCCGUUUGCGUGCGCGCGGGAGAUGGGUGCAGCGGACGCUACGCGGCGUACGCGGAAACGUGUAGCGGGGAAUUGGUGCACUGCGAUGACGCGGACGUUCCGAGGUCCGCGUCAGAGGCGGAGGUGCAGCAAGCGCAGGCGUUCUUCCUCUUAUAUGCACGCACGGACUCGCCAUCAGAGGAGCAGGUGGCCGAGAGGAAGCGACGCCGACUCGCAUCUCCACGGGGGGAGUCGCCUGACCAGGCGCAGGCUUCCAUUGCCCAGCGCGGUGGCCGCGCCGCGGGGAGCAGUUUCGGGCGUUCGUCGGGAACUUCGGCCCGCAGCGUCAAGGAGUCGGACGAGUCGGAGCAUGUACUGCGGAGUGCCGACCGCGGAGUAGCGCCCGAGGCUGGCCGUCGCAACGCCGCGACGAACGGUGGCGCUGACCGCCUUGUAAGCAGACCGACGUCGCAGGACAAGACCUAUCCAGUCGAGGGCGCCUCCACGGCUGAGAGAACGACGCUGCCCGGCGACGUCGGCGCGGGCAGGGGGGGCGACGCAGACUCCGCGCGACGCGGUAUGCCUGAAGAUGGCCGACGCGGCGCCAGCGCGGCGGCGCGGGGAGCCCCUGGAGUUCACGGGCGGGGCGCGUCGAACGCGGGCGAGGCGGGGACAGCGGGGGUCGGCGGCGAGCAGACAGAGGGCGCGGAGAAGCAGAAGCGGGGCCAGAUGGAGGCGCAGCGCGCUUGCAGCGAGACCGAGGGUGUCAGUCAGGGAAGAGUGGGCGGGAUGGGAGCAGCGGGCCCGGCGACCGCGGCGGCCGCGGAUGGGGGCUCGCCAGGCGACGCCGUGGGCCGCGAGGCUGCGGGGCAUAUCGAGACUCCAGUGGCGGACGAGGCGCAGGAGUGGUUCUUCGCGGCCCGCGUGGACCCGCACUCGCAAGAUCCUCGGAGGAACCGAGAGAAGGCCGUGGCAGAGGCGGCGGCGCUCUUGCGGGAGUGCCCGGGCGCGCCUGGUGACCCGGAAGAUCCGUCCGUGCCGUGGGGGGAUGCGUUGGCCGAAGACCGUGCGGUUGAAUUGCCAGCCGCGCACUGCGCGUUCCGCGGGUGUCGAUGGGCGGGCGACGCAGAAGCGGCCUUAAUCGAGCACGUGGCUACGGGUCACGGGGACGUCCUACAGCCAAUCGCGGACACGACUCCGAAAGAGCCGGCCGAGCAGCAGAAGGUCGCGAGCGCGCCAGCGGGCUACGGCUACGGCGCCAGCAAGGCGUUCAGCGACGACGGCGAGGGCAGCCGGACUACAAACAAAGCGCUCGCCCAGAGGAUCGAGUAG